Molecule: messenger RNA, 1751 nt
Organism: Eriocheir sinensis (Chinese mitten crab)
Lineage: Eukaryota; Metazoa; Arthropoda; Malacostraca; Decapoda; Varunidae
Product: fibrinogen C domain-containing protein 1-like
Exons: 5
Coding region: 315-1751 (478 amino acids)
Source: RefSeq, a predicted model, not a curated record
AGAUUUGGCUUGGCAUGUUCAGUCCCCUCAGCGCUGUCCUGCAGGCAAGACGAGCUUCGACCCUCGUCUCCACUCCCAUAAAUUCUCUUUGCCUUCCGGCGUCUGUCACAAGCUCCCUCUUUCCUUCCGCGGUUCUGGCCAAGCACCCUCUCCAAUUAACCUAUCAGACUUUAGAAUAUUUUUCCUUCUUCAAGUUUCAAAGCCAUAUACAGAAUUACAUCUAAAGUGGCAGUGACGUGAAAGUUAUAAGGAAACUGUUGUCUCGCUGCGUGAGACAAGGGACGGAAGACAAAGGCGUGUCUCCUCCAGGCGGGAUGCACCCAAGCGGCCACCCGCGACUCGUGGGUGUGGUGGCGGUGGUGAUCCUGUGUGCUGGGUCGCCGCUGACCUCCGCCCUGCAGCCGUUCGACUAUGUGUCCACGGAGCUGGACGACCCCUUGCAGCCCGUGUGGGACAGAUUGGACGACUUGCCGCGCUUGGUAAGUGACACCGUCCAGAGUGGCCUCCGAUCGCAGUUCUCGCUGUUCGCGAUGCAGAACAACAGGAAGCUUGACACGAAGCUGCAGCAGGCCGUGAAUAACAGCCUGAUUGCUGCCACCUCAGCCCUCAACACCAGCCUCGUUCAAGCGUUCCAAGAAUCUAUAGGGCAAGAAAUCUCGGAGAUGGUGAGGAAGAUUGAAGGUCACAUUGACAAUAAGGUGGGCGGACUGGAAACGAGUUUGAAGGCAUAUAUCGACGAGAAGCUCUCUAACGCUGCAGCCCCCGGGGCGGGCGGCGGUGGCGGAAACACAGGCUUGCAGAGCGGCGCCUCCCUGUCUGAAACACUGCAGGCCAACACCGCAACCCUAGAAAACAUCAACACCCACGUGCUUAAGAUCAACGAAAAGAUUGGCGGCGGCUCGGAGAGUGAGGACUCGUGCGUCACACUGGUGGACAAGGUGUCGGAACUGAUGGCCGCUUCAGCAGAUGGGGGCGGAGGGGUCUGCAGCGGCCUGGACCGGCAGACGGUCACGGCCCUCACUCAGCUCACCCAGGCCUCCACCUUCCUGCCGCGGGACUGCUCCGACAAACACUGGCAACAGCCCGAGGACCCCAGCGGCGUGUACCAGACCUUCCCGACAAUGGACCCCAAGGCUCCGGUCAACACCUACUGCGACAUGGGACAGCCCGGCGCCAAGGAAACAGGAGGGUGGACGGUCAUCCUGAGGCGGCGCAACUCCACCUGGGGUUUGGUUAAUUUCAACAGAACCUGGGAUGAGUACCGCGAUGGCUUCGGGAACCCGGGGGAGAGUGAGUGGUGGUUCGGUUUGGCGCCGCUGCACGCCCUCACCUACCGCCAGCCCUACGAGGUGGAUCUCCUACUCCACGACAUCGAGCGGGGUACCUUCCGUGCCAACUACAACUCCUUCAGGGUUGAGGACGAGGCACAUAAUUUCACACUUAACCUGAACGGCUUCACGGAAAUCUGUCCCACGACGCUCUCAUCGCUACACCACGGCUCGUCCUUCUCCACGUGGGACAGGGACAACGAUGUGUGGCAUAGCGGAGUUAUGCCCAGGUCAACGGUGGCGGCUGGUGGUUCAACGCUUGCCACCACCACACUCACGGCACCCUUCCCGACCUCCAAUAACCGUUCCGCCCGAACCAUCCGCUGGCUUGAGAACGACGAUUGGCUGGUGCUGGAUGACGUCACCAUGAAGAUACGGCCUAUCAACUACGAUCAGAGGUUCAAUGCACAUCACUUGGGGUGA